Messenger RNA from Myxocyprinus asiaticus (Chinese sucker), 4803 nucleotides. RefSeq names its product retinoic acid receptor RXR-alpha-A. The record is from RefSeq and is a predicted model, not a curated record. Gene Ontology annotation, molecular function: nuclear steroid receptor activity; zinc ion binding; nuclear receptor activity. The transcript has 11 exons. Lineage: Eukaryota; Metazoa; Chordata; Actinopteri; Cypriniformes; Catostomidae. Bases 203 to 1705 code for a protein of 500 amino acids. Gene Ontology annotation, biological process: positive regulation of transcription by RNA polymerase II; anatomical structure development; cell differentiation. Gene Ontology annotation, cellular component: nucleus; RNA polymerase II transcription regulator complex.
UGGACUGGAUAGUUGUAGACCGAGCCGAGGAGAAGCGUGAACAAACAGAAGUAGAGCCAUAAAGUGAACAUUUGACACUAUCGCAACGCUUUUCGAGACUUGUCACUUUUGCCGCGUGGUUUCAUCUUGUACUGCCAUCAGAGAGAGACACCGACAAAUUAUAACGCGCGCGUGUCUGCUGGCAUGAGCUAACCUACCAGACAUGGAAACCAAACCUUUCUUGUCAUUGGGUUUCCUGAAGCCCCAGUGCUCGAUACCGCCACCCCCUCAGAGAGGACGAGCAGAUGCAUGUACAUGUUUCACUGGCAUGUGCCCUCUUCAUCAGCGCAGACUUUCUACAGAUUCAUGUGGACAGGUGACGUCCUCACCCCUCAGCUCACCUACAUCCCAUCGGGGGAUGCAUCCAUCCCUGCUGAGCCCAACUUCUUUAGGCCCCUCGGGGUCUCUGCACUCCCCCAUCAGCACUCUGAGCUCGCCCAUGAAUGGCCUGGGCUCACCCUUCUCCGUCAUCAGCUCGCCCAUGGGGCCACAUUCCAUGGCGUCACCGGGGAUGGGCUAUGGCCCCAGUGUCAGCCCACAGCUGAACUCUCCCAUGAACUCUGUCAGUAGUUCAGAAGACAUCAAGCCGCCACUGGGCAUUAACGGUGUGAUGAAGGUGCCAGCUCAGCCCUCAGGCACCCCCCUCUCCCUUACCAAACACAUCUGUGCCAUCUGCGGUGACCGCUCUUCAGGUAAACACUACGGUGUGUACAGCUGUGAGGGAUGCAAGGGUUUCUUUAAGAGGACUGUGCGUAAGGACCUGACCUACACCUGCCGAGACAACAAGGACUGUAUUAUAGACAAACGCCAGCGCAACCGCUGCCAGUACUGCCGCUAUCAGAAGUGUUUGGCCAUGGGCAUGAAGAGAGAAGUAUUGUUACAUACAGCCGUCCAGGAGGAGCGCCAGCGAGCUAAGGAACGCAACGAGAACGAGGUGGAAUCGACCAGCAGUGCGAAUGAGGACAUGCCAGUGGAGAAGAUCCUGGAGGCAGAGCUCGCCGUGGAGCCCAAGACAGAGACGUACAUCGAGACCAACCUGGCCAUGCCUUCAAAUUCACCAAAUGAUCCAGUCACAAACAUCUGUCAGGCUGCAGACAAACAGCUCUUCACUCUGGUGGAAUGGGCCAAGAGGAUCCCACAUUUCUCAGAGCUGCCUCUGGAUGACCAGGUCAUUCUUCUUCGAGCAGGGUGGAAUGAGCUCCUCAUUGCAUCAUUUUCACACCGUUCAAUAGCAGUGAAGGAUGGAAUAUUGUUGGCCACAGGAUUACACGUGCACCGGAACAGCGCCCACAGUGCGGGAGUAGGAGCCAUAUUUGACAGGGUACUGACGGAGUUGGUGUCAAAGAUGAGAGACAUGCAGAUGGAUAAAACAGAGCUAGGGUGCCUUCGAGCCAUCGUCCUGUUUAACCCAGACUCCAAAGGCCUGUCGAACCCUGGUGAGGUUGAAGCACUAAGGGAGAAAGUCUAUGCCUCAUUGGAAGCGUAUUGCAAACAAAAGUACCCUGAACAACCUGGAAGGUUUGCUAAGCUCUUGCUACGGCUCCCUGCCCUGCGCUCCAUUGGACUCAAGUGUCUAGAGCACCUGUUCUUCUUCAAACUCAUAGGGGACACACCCAUCGACACCUUCCUCAUGGAGAUGCUGGAGGCGCCCCACCAAAUGACAUAACGCCCUCUUGUCACCGGGGGUAACAAGGGGCUGCCACCCUCCUUGCCCCCCAAACAGAAACUAAUCACGACACCAUUUGCCACAGCGGAGAACCUUCAAAAGCGACUUUGAGUGCCUCCGCUUGACUCAGCGUUUCAAAUAAAAAGUCAUGGCAUCGAUGGGUCUGUUUUAUACCUUGUAUAAAGAUAUAAAUAUACAGUAUAUAUAACACAUACGAAAAAAAGAAAAGAAAAUGGACUUCAAGCUCACAGUGAACAGUGAAGUUUGACAGCAUAUCAAACUGUCCUUCAAUGGGUAUAUGUACAAAAGAAGAUGAAAAACCUAAUAGAUUAGAUUUGAUUGAGGUGCAGUGUUUCAUUGUGCAGUAAUUGCAGGAAUGUCACAAGGGUCAGCAUGGGAAUCUCUGGAUUGGAUAUGUUGAGAUAUAAUGGAUCUUAUGGGAGGGAUCUGGGACUCUAAUUAGCCUCAUGAGGAUGAUGGGUGGGCGGGCUUUAGUGUUAGAUAGGGCCAGCCUCUGCAGAGUGGGCUGGCUUGUCUAAACACAUGAAGACUUAUGGGAGAUGAUAAUGAUGGCAAUGUGGUGAGGCUGGUAGCCUUAAUGGCUUAUGAUACAGGAUCCUAACAAACAUUGUGUUUUCCUGGGUGGGAGCUACCCAGGAUUGUGAGUUUUUGAGAUUACAAUCCUGCUACAGUCAUUCCUGAAAGAAUGUUCUGUGUAAUUAUCAUGAUGUAAUGUCAAGUUGCUCUGGACUAAAGUAUCAGGACAUUUGCAAGUCACCAAGCGAGCGAAUGGAUCAUAAACUCAUGCAGUACUCGGAGCCCGAGCAGCAUCAAAGUUGGGUUGGAGACGCAAUAAGGACUUUAUCUUCAGGAUCACACUGGCAGAGACCUCUGAGUGUCCGAUGAAGAGAAGGGAACAAGCUGGAUUAUGAUCAUUCACACUUCAUUAUGCACUCUAAACACACAUAAGAGUUUCAUAAUUAAAUCUGCGUGUCGCAGAUUUCACUCACUGUUGAACAAGGAAAACUAAGGACUCUUAUGGUGGACACCUAGCCACCUAAAUGUUGCCCACACACCCCACUAUGUGUCUUGUCUGUAUACCAGUUCACCUCAAGCUGUUUCCUAAACUAGCUCAACACUUGUACAGUUUAUUACAACCAGCUCAGUAUUGGUAUCCUGUAUUUUUUAAAUUAUUUUUCAAAAUGUGUGCAGUUACCUCUCUUUCGGUCACUUUUACUAUGGUAUAUUGAGUCUUUUGUGACCCCCAUCCACUCCUGUGUCAACUGUUCACAUGAGCCGUCCCAUGCAGUCAAGCCUUUCGUGCAUCAUUACGAUGUUCUCUAUUUCUAAGCACUUAAUGUCACAUUUCAGGCCCCGAUGUUGUAUUAUUUUAAGAUAACAGAGGUUUUGGGGAUUUUUGUUGGCUCAGAUGGUGAGAAUGUGGUCUUUUGCAUGGAGGAAAAAAGAAGACCGGCAACCAUUCAUAAUCUCCAUACUUCUAAACAAACGUAAAAAAAAAAAUAAAAAUAAAAUAAAAAUACAAAAAAUGAAUGAAUGAAAGAAAGAAAGAAAGAAAGAAAGAAAGAAAGAAAGAAAGAAAGAAAGAAAGAAAAAAGUCGACUUUUCUUCCUCACUGUUUUGUAAGUUUUCUUCUGUUUGGGGUCUACAAUUUACCAUUUUCAGCAUUUUCUUUCAUUCUGUAAGCUGCUGCUAAACUAUGCAUCUAGCAUUUUUCCCAAAGACUGUCCAUUGUGAGUUUGAUGUCUUUUACAAACUGACCAGCCGAAGCUCGUGAUGAAAACUUUGGCUGUGACCACAUAAUGUGCAAGCAUACAGAGACUCCAUGUCCAUGUUAUACUUUCAGGACCAGCAUUGGGGUCUCCAUUCAUGAUACCAGACGACAGUUUGUAUUUUAGACUCAAGUCUUUGCAUAGAGAUUCCGAGGAGUCUGCGCAGUUCAAGUAGGCGGGAAUACUAAGGCAAUGGGAGAGCUGAGACUACCCCUUUGUGGUGGAGAUGCAGCACUGCAACAUUACUUGAAUUUUAUACAAGUAUUUAAUCGGAGAAAAUGGCACUUUUACACGAUAUUGUCAAUGUUUGUUUUUGUUUGAGUGCAGUCUCGCAAACGGUCUUCUGCAAUAGCAUGAUUUAGAUAAUUUGAACAGGUUUAUAAAGAGUGAAGCCGAACCCAAUUUCGAUACUUUUCAUUAAGGAUGUCUCUCUACGCUGUGGAUUCAUUGAAUACCUUCAAUUUUAAAAAUCAGCUUUGCGUCUUAUUACCUCAUUACCUUUAUUUCCUUUACGUGGCAAAUACAUUUUGUUGGCUUCAUCAGGCUUUUAAUGGACAAGUGUAUCGGAUCACAGGUAUCUUGAAGCCAUAUGUAGGUUUAUAAGAUAAACGAAUAAUAAGAAAAUUUCUCAUGUAGGAAAAAAACAAAAACAAAAACAAAUGGCGAGUAUUCUGAACCAAUGCAGAAAUGAUCACCUAGACAGAUUUAAAGACAUAGUUCACCCAAAAAUGAAAAUUAUCUCAUCAUUUACUCACUCAAAUGCCAUCCCAGCAUGACUUACUUUCUUCUGCUGAACACAAACGAAGAUUUUUGGAAUCAGCUCUGUUGGUCCAUUCCAAGCAAGUGAAUGGUGACCAGAACUUUGAAGCUCCAAAAAGCACAUAAAGGCAGCGCAAAAGUAAUCCUUAUGACUCCAGUGGUUAAAUGAUGAGAGAAUGUUCAUGUUUGGGUGAACUAUCCCUUUAAUACAUACACAAAUGCUUUCUAAAAUAAAGCUAUAUUUUGUCUAUAUGUAAAUGUGUAUGUAUAUUUCUAAAUAUGAAAAUAUAUAAAUCCAUUCUUUAAAUGUUUCCAGGUAAUGUUUGCUUAGAUGGAGCCUAGUCUUUUGCUUAAAUCCAGGCCUAAUUGCACUGUAACACUCUCAGAUACUAGAAACAGUUUUUAAAUUUUACUGACAUUUUUGUGUUCAGCCUUGAUUUACAAGAAAUGAAAGAUUUAGAUCAAUACCAGCAAUUCCAAGUUCUAAGAAAAGAUUGUACACCAGCUCCUUGACAGAUAUAUAUAUAUAUAUAUAUAUAUAUAUAUAUA